Molecule: messenger RNA, 1230 nt
Organism: Ixodes scapularis (black-legged tick)
Lineage: Eukaryota; Metazoa; Arthropoda; Arachnida; Ixodida; Ixodidae
Exons: 2
Coding region: 1-1230 (409 amino acids)
Biological process (GO): DNA replication, removal of RNA primer
Molecular function (GO): nucleic acid binding; RNA-DNA hybrid ribonuclease activity
Source: RefSeq, a predicted model, not a curated record
AUGUCGAUGUAUGCCGAUGAUCUGUGUAUCUGGUCUUCGGGCCCGAACCGCGCAGUAAUCUGUGGAAGGCUCCAGAAAGCACUCAGCAGAAUCGAAAGAUACCUGAACUGCAGAGGCCUACACCCGUCGCCCAGCAAAUGCGUCGCUAUGGCUUUCACCAGGCGAAGUUGCAAGCGCUUUCCCAUACACAUAGGAGAGCAAAUUAUCCCCUACGUCAACAAGCACACCUUUCUUGAUAUAGUUAUCGACAGGCGGCUCACCUGGGCACCUGAAAUGAACAGACUUCGAUGCAAGGUCAACUCGUACGUGAACAUCAUGCGGUGCCUUUCUGGCUCGACAUGGGGAAAUUCAGCCGCCCUCAUGCAGCUACACAAAUCAAUGGUACUGGGAAGUCUGCGCUACAGUCUGCCUUUACUGCACCGGCACGAAGCGCAUCAUCUGGCGGGCCUGCACAUCUCACGUCCAGCGUCGAGUUUUGCAGAAAUGGUAAGAAACCACGUCGAAGCCUUUCCGGCGAACGCUGCACCGUAUCGUCACCCCCAGCGAGCACCUUGGACAUGGCUGACCCCAACGGUCCACCUCUCAAUACCGGACGUAGGCAAAGGCACAGCCUUCGGUUUUGUGAAGCGGCUCCUCACUCAAUAUUACACUGAAGAGAACUACAAGAACGCCAUCCAGAUAUACACAGAUGGAUCAAGCACUGCGAUGAGCUCGUCCUCUGCAAUCUACGUGCCGGAUGCGAGCAUUUCGGAAGGGUACAAACUCUCCCACCGUACAUCGUUCACGGCAUCCGAGCUCCACGGCAUCUUGCAAGCGUUACACUACAUAGAGGCAACUUCUCCGAAGAGCUAUGUGGUGUGCACGGACUCAAAAUCGGCGUUGGCAUCCCUAUCAACCACAGCCAAAAAGUGCGCAUACCCGGGCCUGCAACAGGCAAUACUCGAUAAGAACGACACCCUGCACAAAAAAGGGUAUGCCAUUACAUAUCAAUGGGUCCCAGGACAUGUUGGCGCCACUGGCAACGAGAUAGCCGAUAUGACAGCAGCUCGGGCGCACAAAAACGAAAGAACAGAGGCCAUUCCCGUUGCAAAAGCUGAUGUGAAGAGCUUUCUCUCUGGUAUCGCAAACCAGAUAACGGUAAAAAUCUGGAAGCAACCUGAGGGCCACCCUUAUCACCUGUACAACUUGGACCCCAAGCUUCAAAGAAGAAUCCCUUGGAGCACACCUUGA